GUUUCUGUUCACUUUAAUGUGUUUUUUUUUCGAGUUGAAUUCGGAUUGAACUGUGUAACAGUGUGUAGUAUCGAUUUAUAACAUGUUCUAAUGUGGUUUUAAUUUAAAACUGACCGUAUAACCGCUGUUAGCUCUCAGGCUAAAGCUAUAGCCGCAGGCAGGUGUGUACAGGUGAGAGGCUGGUGUUUACAGGAGUGAUAAAGAGUGUUCAGACGGGUUAGGGGUGAUUUCGGGGUGAUUUUUCGGAGUGUAACGCUGAUAGAGGAGAGUGGGAGGGUUUGGAGUGAGUUUUUAAAGCUGUUUAAAACAGCGGCGUCGGUGCAGACGGCUGAUGACCCGCGGUCCCGGACCCGCAGUACCGAGAUGGGCGAGUGGUGGACCCCGCCCAUGAUGCCGGACCCCUCCCUGGGUUCUAAUAACUUUCGCUCUGUUUCUCCUAAAGACACUAAAGAACUCUCCAGCAUUUCCCACAUUAGCUCCGCCUCCACCUCCGCCUCGGCUCCGCCCAAACACUCCUACAGCGUCCUCCACGCCUUCUGCACCGAGGAGAACAUCUCCCAGUGCAUCUCCUACAUCAACCAGGAGGUGAGCUCUGUGGGGCUGGGUGGGGUGCGUGUGGACGGCGGGGGGACGGGGGUGCGUGUGGACGGCGGGGGGACGGGGGUGUCUCUGGACGCUGUAUCGGUGCUGAAUCUGCUGUAUGAGCUGCUGCAGCUGAACAGGAGGAAACAGCGCCACCUGCAGGAACUCGAGACCCAACAACUGAAAAACUGCAACAACCUGGAGCACCUGCAGAACAACAACUCCAGACUGAAGGAUCAGCUGGAGCACUCUAGAAGAGAGAACUCUGGUCUGCAUGAGGGAGAACGGCAGCUCCAUCUGAAGAUCAGAACUCUGCAGAGCUGCCUGAAGUCUGAGAAAGAGGAGGUGCAAAAACUUCAGAACAUAAUCGCCAGCCGUGCCACACAGUAUACCCACGAUGCCAAGCGCAAGGAGAGGGAGAGUGCCAAACUGAAGGAGAGGCUGAACCAGCUGCUGGUGGACAAGCGGGACAAAAAACUCACGAUCGAAGUGGCCAACUGUGUGAGUCGCUCUGACGGAAAGAGAGGUUUGUGGAAAACGGGGAAGAUGGAGGCCAGGCACGAGGGGGAGAUGUAUAAAGCCCUGCUGAGUGACUACGAGGCGAGACAGCGGGGACUCAUGCAGGAGAACUCUGAGCUGAAGAAGCUCCUGCAGCACAUGAAGAAGGACAUGAUGUCCAUACUGAGCCCAAAGAAGGCCCACGACAAAGCCCCGCCCACUGACGACAGCAGCAGCAAAGCCCCGCCCAUAGACGACAGCCUGGAGCAGGCUGUGUCUGAGACGGAGGAGGACGGGGACGAGUGCAGCAGGGACGCUCUGGAGCAGGUGUGCGGUCCUGCCCGAGAGCAGCUGACCAACAGCAUCCGUCUGCAGUGGAGACGCCUGAAGAACCACAUGCAGAGACUCGACAGCCAGGCAUCGUUGGCUGUGAGUCAGGAGGAGGUGAUCUCUGUUGGAGAGCAUGAGGAGGCGAUGCAGCGCAUGAGAGCAGAACUGCAGCAGUGUACCGAAUUCAUACAGACCCAACAACAACUCCUGCAGCAGCAGCUGAGCUCCCCGGGUGACGAGGACAUGGCCGCUCUGCUGAACGACAGAUACACGCUGGAGGAGAAGGAGCGUCUGAAGGAGGAGUGGAGGCUCUUCCAGGAGCAGAAGAGGAACUUCGAGAGAGAGAGGAAGAACUUCACCGAAGCUGCAAUACGCCUCGGCCACGAGAGGAAAGCGUUUGAGGAGGAUCGCGCCGUGUGGCUGAAGACCCAGUUUUUGAACAUGACUCCGUUUGUGGACCGGAAGAGACCCGCGGUGUCGGAGUCUCGCAGUGCCUUUUCUAUUAAUACGGAGCCUGAAGCCAAAGUGCUGUCCACUCCAGCUGCCCCGAACAGAACCAUCCAACACUCGGGAUUUACCCCCAAAACACCUGCCCCAACUCACCUGCCCUCUACUGCCGAACUCUACCGCACCAUUCAGCUCAUCCCAGACUCCAGGACUCCGGGGAGGCGGGGGAGUAACGGCCUCCAGAGCGGCGACACUUUAACCAAAUCCCGUCUGAGGAAAAGCGUCACCGACUGCAGCAUCUUCUCCCUGCUGAGAGACGAGAACAGCGCCGCCUAGAGGCCCCGCAGUGUUCCUACCGUACACACUUCAGCUGUAGGAUCUGGGGGCGGGAGAUGGUAAUGGGGGCGGGGUUUAAUCCCGCAGUGGUGAUGUUUACCUCCUGAUGAUUCUCUCUGAUCAUUAAGUGUCGCACAAUCAGAACCAGCACUUUAAUUAAAGACGCCAACAGUGUAAAAUCAUCACAUUUCAUCAUUGCAGAGUUUUAUAUCAUUCCUUUUAUAUUUAAUAAUAAUCUAGAACAGAACUUAUAAUAUUUUUCUGCCGUUGCUGUGUCGCUAAAGAGCCAAUAGAGAACUAGUGGAGAUCUUAAUGCUGAUUUUGUAUGAAUUAUUAUUUGAAUGUUUGUAGUUGUGAUUGUAGAAAUUCUAAAGCUGUUUUUGUUGAGUGUAUUUUUGUUUUUUUAGGACAGACUGGUGAUUGUUGUCUGGUUUCCGUUAUUUGUGUAGACGGGUGAUGAAUAUUUUUGUGGUUGAUCCACAGCCUGGUUUUUAGGGCCCAAUUUCAGCUGCUGGAACAAAUCAAUGCAAUAAAGUUUAAAGUAAAUAUUUAAAACUGUA
Messenger RNA from Astyanax mexicanus (Mexican tetra), 2753 nucleotides. It is a transcript of the gene ssx2ipa, whose product is annotated as synovial sarcoma, X breakpoint 2 interacting protein a. NCBI's taxonomy places the organism in Eukaryota, Metazoa, Chordata, Actinopteri, Characiformes, Acestrorhamphidae. The transcript is spliced from 14 exons. The record is from RefSeq and is a predicted model, not a curated record. Bases 364 to 2193 code for a protein of 609 amino acids.